CUUUUAAUUUGUCUCCGAGUUGGCGCAGCAGCACCGCAACCGGAACUGUGUGAUGUCGAGCCUGCGGUAGUCUUGAGAAGACAUGGGGGUCAAAAUAGAAAUAUUUCGGAUGAUGCUCUAUCUGUCCUUCCCAGUGACGAUGUUCUGGAUAUCCAACCAAGCAGAGUACUUCGAGGAAUACAUUGUGAAGAGAAAGAGGGAGAUCUUUCCACCAGAUGAGAAAAUGCAUAGACAAGAGCUGGAGGAGUUUAAGGAGCGCAUGAGAAGACGACAGGAGCAGAAGAUGUUGAAACGUCUGGGCAUGGAAUCAGAAAACACAGUAGAGAAGGAGUGAUGUCUCCAAACCCCAAACAGAAGGGGCCAAGUGGCAAAGCUAAUGGAGAGACCAUGACAAGCUUGGGCUUGGCGCUUUAGUCAGGGGUCACAUAUUAUGGAGAGUUGAGUGUACCUUUUGAAAAAUCGCAGCAAAUUUGCAGUUUUAUAAGUAUAAAUGCUUUCAAAAACACCAAACCGUACUAUUUGAUUUCUUUUCAAAGCGUUCAACCUGAACAUUCAGAAUACAUCUGAAGAACACUGGCUUUGUUGUUGCUGGAUAAUAUAUAUGUAUUUAUUUUUUUAUUAUUAAAUCAGAAUGAGUGCAUUGAUUUUCAUAUUAACAUGUUUCAUUAAACUUUGAUUUUGUCACCAUUAA
This is a messenger RNA of Pygocentrus nattereri (red-bellied piranha), 691 nucleotides long. Its product is annotated as protein PET100 homolog, mitochondrial. NCBI's taxonomy places the organism in Eukaryota, Metazoa, Chordata, Actinopteri, Characiformes, Serrasalmidae. Gene Ontology annotation, biological process: mitochondrial respiratory chain complex IV assembly. The record is from RefSeq and is a predicted model, not a curated record. The coding region runs from base 83 to 334 and encodes 83 amino acids. Gene Ontology annotation, cellular component: mitochondrial inner membrane; mitochondrion. The transcript has 4 exons.